AUGCGCCUCUACCUCUACCACGUGGCCGGCUACGGGCCGCCCACGCUGCUGCUCGCCAAAGGUGCGCCCUCGUCCACCGUCCACAGUGUACCAUGCAGACUACAGCCUCCAGGCCGGGCCCAGGCCGCACGUGGGCCCGCGCCGCCCGAGGCCGCCACGCCCUGGAUGCGCCUCUACCUCUACCACGUGGCCGGCUACGGGCCGCCCACGCUGCUGCUCACCAAAGGUGCGCCCUCGUCCACUGUCCACAGUGUACCAUGCAGACUACAGCCUCCAGGCCGGGCCCAGGCCGCACGUGGGCCCGCGCCGCCCAAGGCCGCCACGCCCUGGAUGCGCCUCUACCUCUACCACGUGGCCGGCUACGGGCCGCCCACGCUGCUGCUCGCCAAAGGUGCGCCCUCGUCCACCGUCCACAGUGUACCAUGCAGACUACAGCCUCCAGGCCGGGCCCAGGCCGCACGUGGGCCCGCGCCGCCCGAGGCCGCCACGCCCUGGAUGCGCCUCUACCUCUACCACGUGGCCGGCUACGGGCCGCCCACGCUGCUGCUCGCCAAAGGUGCGCCCUCGUCCACCGUCCACAGUGUACCAUGCAGACUACAGCCUCCAGGCCGGGCCCAGGCCGCACGUGGGCCCGCGCCGCCCGAGGCCGCCACGCCCUGGAUGCGCCUCUACCUCUACCACGUGGCCGGCUACGGGCCGCCCACGCUGCUGCUCACCAAAGGUGCGCCCUCGUCCACCGUCCACAGUGUACCAUGCAGACUACAGCCUCCAGGCCGGGCCCAGGCCGCACGUGGGCCCGCGCCGCCCGAGGCCGCCACGCCCUGGAUGCGCCUCUACCUCUACCACGUGGCCGGCUACGGGCCGCCCACGCUGCUGCUCACCAAAGGUGCGCCCUCGUCCACCGUCCACAGUGUACCAUGCAGACUACAGCCUCCAGGCCGGGCCCAGGCCGCACGUGGGCCCGCGCCGCCCGAGGCCGCCACGCCCUGGAUGCGCCUCUACCUCUACCACGUGGCCGGCUACGGGCCGCCCACGCUGCUGCUCACCAAAGGUGCGCCCUCGUCCACCGUCCACAGUGUACCAUGCAGACUACAGCCUCCAGGCCGGGCCCAGGCCGCACGUGGGCCCGCGCCGCCCGAGGCCGCCACGCCCUGGAUGCGCCUCUACCUCUACCACGUGGCCGGCUACGGGCCGCCCACGCUGCUGCUCACCAAAGGUGCGCCCUCGUCCACCGUCCACAGUGUACCAUGCAGACUACAGCCUCCAGGCCGGGCCCAGGCCGCACGUGGGCCCGCGCCGCCCGAGGCCGCCACGCCCUGGAUGCGCCUCUACCUCUACCACGUGGCCGGCUACGGGCCGCCCACGCUGCUGCUCACCAAAGGCACAGUGCUGCGCUGCAUCCCGCGCGCGCUUCUGGGCUACUCGCGGCUGGCAGUAUCGUGGUGGGGCGCGGAGGCAGCGCUCGAAGGCGGCACGGCGCUGCCCGCCGCCGCCGCUCUCGCCGCAGCAAAUUCUGCGCUUAGGCGCGGCCCUGUGUUACUACAGGCGGCUGGUGUGCGACAAGCUGCAUCCUUCACACAUAUCAUGUUCCCACCUGAAAACGACGAACGGUAUGGCAAUGACCCGUACCAAUCGCUGUGGUACCGGCACGCGGGGCUCCGACGAUUGCUGCAGCGACUUAGACUGACGCGCAGCGCGGGCUACGUCACGCUGUGCGACAUCGGCGUGCCCGACCUCGGCUGCGCGCGCCCGCCGCCCGCCGUGCAGCUGCUACCGUCUAGAAAGAAGAAAGACGUCUGCGGCAUUGCGAAACCUGUCAGCGAGAUAUCACUUUCGUCCAAUGAUUCCACUGAAAAAACUGCCGCCGACUACUCAAAGAGGUUACAGUCGCCCAUAGAGUCUCACUUCGCCGUCACGCCGACCAUCGACAGCAAAACUAGUUCCCCUGCCAAUGGAUUCACUAGUGUGGAAUGCGGGCAGCUACUUUGCGAAGAGUUAGACAAUUUAGCAAUCGAUGACGAUUCGAAACAGUCGCAUCAAAGCAAGGAAUCGAUCGCGGGCUCUGACGACAUCGUCCAAAUCAACUCGUCGUCCACCAGCAUCGAAGACUUGAAAGAAAAAAGCGAUCUCAAGAAAAACUCCUUAGAAAAUUCCACGAGCAAAGAAUCGAUAAGUUUUUCAGAUGAUUUGGUUGCGAUAAACUCGACGUCAAUCAGCGUGGAGAAUUUGAAAUUCGAUAGCAAGAAAGGAAGUGAUACCGCGAGCGAGAAGUCGAUGAGCCAGUUGAACGAUUUGUUGAGUCCGGCGGAGGAGUCGAUAUCGAUGUUCACGCAGCUAUCGAACAAACUAACAGAGAUCACGGCGGAGGGUGAUAGCGGGGUUGACACCACGCACAAUUUGUCAGACGACGAAACUUGUAAACCCGAGAAAUGGACUAUCCUUGAUCUGCAGUUCGGUAUCCCGUUAUUUGACGAGGUGCUGUGCGAAAAAAUAUGCCAAUGUAUAGUCGAAAGGAUAGCCAAACCUGACUUAUUUGAGAAAGUGAAAGAAGACAAUGACUUCAUUCGUUCUGAUGUCCUGAAAUUCGUGUCACAAUGCCAAUACUAUCCAGGUGAAGACAUGGGUAUAGUAAAACGAGGUACCCUAGUGCCUUUACCCCGAAGAAACCUCGUUUUCGAAAACGGGAGAAUCAGCGAGUGGGCCGGCAAAUGAUACCGUCCCGCUCGCACGCGCCAUAUCCACCCAUCGAGAAACGCUUUUGAAAGAGACAGCUAUUUUUGUGGAGUUCUUUUUCAAACUUUACUGGAUAGUGAUCGUGUAAUUGGUUACAAUAAUGUAGCUAGUUUUCAGGCAGUAGAGAUUGUUUACAUACACAAUGAAAAGCAUACAGGUGUUAUAGAUUUUAAUAAUUAUGUUGAUUUAGAGCACAACUUAUGUUAUUUUGGCUUGUCUAAAAGCUUAAUAAAGCAUUUUUUUUAUAAUUGACUAUUAGAAAUUAAAAAAACUGUAAUACAUUUUCUUUUGUAAAUAAGUUUCCUAGUAUUAUUAUAACUUAUAUGUACUUGCAA
This is a messenger RNA of Ostrinia nubilalis (European corn borer), 3068 nucleotides long. RefSeq lists its product as uncharacterized. The record is from RefSeq and is a predicted model, not a curated record. Lineage: Eukaryota; Metazoa; Arthropoda; Insecta; Lepidoptera; Crambidae. Bases 1 to 2712 code for a protein of 903 amino acids. The transcript is spliced from 8 exons.